GUACCAUGUUGUUCAACUUGUCAGCUUAAUUCCCUUAUCUUCAACAAGUGUUACAUAUAUAAAUUGAUUGAUGUUUUGAAUAUGCAAAUUAAACAGAGGCAGACGGUGCGGCUUUUGGUAUUAUUGAUCGGAGGAUUGUACACACUCAUAUUUUUAAUCACUUUAUUCCCUUUGAAUGGAGUCCUACGCGUACAAGUUGUUGGUUGGAUUUGUGUAACCGUAGCAGUGGGUGUUUUUGCAGCACCUCUUAGCAUCGUGUUUCAAGUGGUUCGAACAAAGAGUGUGGAAUUCAUGCCUUUCACCCUCUCUUUCUUUCUUACUUUGAGUGCUAUCAUGUGGUUUGGUUAUGGACUCCUUCUAAAGGACUUGUGUAUUGCACUGCCGAAUGUGUUGGGUUUCUUUCUGGGAAUGAUUCAAAUGUUGUUGUAUGGAAUUUACCGAAACGCGAAGCCAUCGGUAGAUUUAGAGAAAAAAGUGUGUGAGCUCGUAAUAAACUCAGAACAGAUUCAUCCUCUUGAUUCCGAGGACAUUAAUUCCAACGAUGAACAAGGAAUUAACACGCCCGGAGUAGUCCCAGUAUCGAUGGCAAACAACAAUGAGAAUGAGGAGCGACUUGGCGAGCAACUAGCACAAGUGAACUUGCAGCCCCUUCAAACACCGGUGCUUGUGGUGUGUGCUGCAUGAAUUUUACUCUUUUAUUAUCUUUUAACAGUUUAUCUGCUUCUACGUUUCAUUGCUUUUUUUGUUUAUUUAUUUGUAAUUUAUAGUAUUAUAUAUUACCUACCUACCUACCACUUUCGGUUUCCAUUUCUCUGUGUAAAGAGGAAAAGAGAAAUAUUAUGAAUCAAAAGGCCGUUAAAUAUGUAUUAUUUACAUUUCAAUCCACGA
Messenger RNA from Solanum tuberosum (potato), 888 nucleotides. Its product is annotated as bidirectional sugar transporter SWEET15-like. Lineage: Eukaryota; Viridiplantae; Streptophyta; Magnoliopsida; Solanales; Solanaceae. The record is from RefSeq and is a predicted model, not a curated record. Gene Ontology annotation, molecular function: sugar transmembrane transporter activity. The coding region runs from base 82 to 684 and encodes 200 amino acids. Gene Ontology annotation, biological process: carbohydrate transport. Gene Ontology annotation, cellular component: membrane. The transcript has 3 exons.